ACGGCGAUAUCUUCACGGUGUCGAUAGUGGUUAUCGACAUCAAUUAAAGGUGUUUCUUGAAGAAUCUUUCAUGUGUAACUGUCUUAACCCAUAUUAUCUCUCUAGAUUAGUUCUUAAUCGUUUCAAAAUGGUUGUUCAAGCUUGUUACGGUUUUAAUUUAGAUUUUUUGGGGUUUGUUUUUUAGAAUAUUCCGUCCCUAUCUGUUACUAUAUUUGUUGAGCUUUAUCGUAGUGGUUUGUAGGUGAUGAGUGGGAUUAAAAAGUUAGGGUUUUUAAUUUUCAGAUUGGGGGUUAUGUAUUUGAGAAGAUAUUCCCUGUACCAUGUCCGUAAAAUAUGCUUUAAAAGUGUGCCUUUUAUGGACUUUUUGCUGAAACUAGUUCAUUUUUGAUAUUUUUUUCAGGUUUACCCUACUAAUUGACCAUGGAGGAGAUCAUAUUUACCUACAUUCACUACGGUGGGACAUUUUUAGGAAAUUCUGGCCCUUAUUACCGUUCACUUUUUGUGCCAGCCAUUAGGUAUAUCAAGAAAGACUACUAUUUUCUAAUGGAAUUGCUUUAUUAUACUAGAGAAUUGGGUUAUUUAACAAUUGGUGGGCUUUGUUUUUUUUUUUUACCAAGAUGCAAAUACUAGAGAAUUCCAUAUCAUUCAGUCUGACCAGCAUCUACUGGACCUAAUAAAAGACUUAAAAAAUGAGGACCCCUUUCAUGUAUAUGUUCUUUAUUCAUUGGACAGUGCCUUAGUUGACACUGAUGGGUCCUAUAGGUCUUUUACCAGGCCAGAAGUUUCUUUUAGUCAAACUAGGUCAUUAAAAGAGGUUGGGGCUAUUAAUAACUUAGAUGAAGAGAGUGUUGGGGCUGCUGCUAAUAACCUAGAUCAGGAGGGUGUUGGGGUUACUACUGAGUUUGCAUAUCAUGAGGGUGAUAGGGCUGCUACUGAGUUUGUAGAUCAGGAGGGUGUUGGGGCUGCUAGUGAUAACUUAGAUGAAGAAGCAUUUAAUCUAGUAGAUGUUAAUGUAGAGGGUAAUAUAUCUAAUUUUGUGAAUAGUGAUUCAGAUCUAGGAGAAAUACCACCAGAAGAUGGGUCAUAUGUAGAUGAGGAGUUGAGAGCUAUUAGACAAGAAAGAAGAAGUAAAAAAAAAAAAAAAAAAGAGGGCUGCUGCAACUCAAGAAAUUGUAGUUGGAAAGGCUGUUGGAAUAGAUAGAGGGUUUGAGGAUAGUAGGAAAAAUAAGACUAAUAAAUAUGCUGGGAAAUUGGUUGGAGAUGAGGAAUAUAUUGAUAGCUCUAACUGUUGGAGUGAAGAUAGUGAGGAAGAGCUUGAUGUGGAUGUUGUUAGGGGGAUAGAUUUUCCUUCUAGAAGGAAAAACAAAAAGUUAGGUAUGAUGAAGAUUGUGAGGUGGCUGUUUUUGAGUUUGAAAUGGUCUUUGAUGGUGUAACACAAUUUAGAAAGGAUCUAGCAGACUAUGCUGUAGAAUAUAGGAGGCAGUUGAAGGUAAGACCAAAUGAGAGCCAUAGGGUGAGGGCUAAGUUUAAAAAUACUAAGUGUAAGUGGCAGUUGACAGCUAAACUUGAUAGGGACACAUGUGAUUUUAUGGUGAUUACCUAUCAUCCCAUUCACAAGUGUAUUCCUUUGAACAAAAAUAAGAUGUGCAAUUCUAAGUUACUAGCAAUGAAGUUUAAAGACAUAAUUGUUUCUCAACCUUAUAUAAGGAUAUGGGAAAUUCAGGAAUUGGUAAGGGACAAGCUUGGUCUUUAUGUUGGCAAGACUAUUUGCUACAAGGCAAAACAGAGGAUUAUAAUAGAAAAUAUGGGUGACUGGAAUAUGAAAUUUUCCAGAUUAUGUGACUAUGCUGACCUGAUCAAGCAAACCAAUCCAGGAAGUAGUUGUUCGGUUAAAAUUGAUGAAGCGACUGAACCAGGGAAAAACUUGUUUGUAUACUUCUAUGUGUGCUUUCAAGCAUUUACGCAAGGCUGGUUGGAUGGAUGCAAAAAAAUAAUAAGAUUUGAUGGUUGUUUUCUCAAAGGAGUUUGUAAGGGUGAGCUGUUGGUAGCUGUGGGAAAGAAUGAGAACAACCAAAUGUAUCCUAUUGCCCGGGCAGUGGUGGAUCCAGAGACCAGACAUAGCUGGAAUUGGUUCAUAAAGUACUUGAUUGUUGAUCUGAAUUUGGUAAAUGGUGAAAGGUUGACUGUAAUGACAGAUAUGCAAAAGGGACCGAUUUCUGUUUUAUAGUGCUUCACCAACCAAUAUUGAUAUUGGUUAAAAAGCUCGUGGACUGAAAUGUCAAGGAAAUGAUGCAAUGACCACAUCACAACUAUGCCAAAUGAGAGCCAACAAGAGAAACCUAAAGGAUGCAUCAGUAGCAAGCAGAUCUUCAGCAAAAGGAAGCUCCAAGAAGUUGUUAAUCUAGGAAAUUUGUUAUGUUUUUUUUGUCUAUGUAAACUGCUACAUUUAGGGUCUUGAACUAGUGUCUUUAGUUUAUGUAAACUGCAGCAGUGCUUUGAGCUGCAAUCAUUUUGUUUAUCUAAACUUAUGUAUUACUUUGAUAAUGGGCAAUUGUGCUAAUGACAUUUGCAGUAGUAAUCUUGAAUUUAACCAA
Messenger RNA from Lycium barbarum (goji berry), 2594 nucleotides. RefSeq lists its product as uncharacterized. Bases 1415 to 2227 code for a protein of 270 amino acids. Lineage: Eukaryota; Viridiplantae; Streptophyta; Magnoliopsida; Solanales; Solanaceae. The record is from RefSeq and is a predicted model, not a curated record. The transcript is spliced from 2 exons.